Messenger RNA from Akanthomyces muscarius, 2598 nucleotides. RefSeq lists its product as uncharacterized. The record is from RefSeq and is a predicted model, not a curated record. Gene Ontology annotation, biological process: transmembrane transport. Lineage: Eukaryota; Fungi; Ascomycota; Sordariomycetes; Hypocreales; Cordycipitaceae. Gene Ontology annotation, molecular function: oligopeptide transmembrane transporter activity. Bases 1 to 2598 code for a protein of 865 amino acids. The transcript has 4 exons.
AUGUCGAACAGGCUGGAGAAGAUUGCCCAGAAAUCCGCCACUGGCGGCGUCCUGGACGAAAAGAAUUCAGUUACGCAUGGGAAUCAUCACUUGGACCCCUUGGCCCAGACUGAGACACAGGCUCAGGCUACGAUGAAAGACCUCACUGUCACGGAUGAUGAUCUUCUCGAGGCCAAGGAGCUGCCUGCUACCUAUUCCCUAGACGACGUGAAGCGCUUGAUGACGCAUGUGCAUAAGAUUCAUAAGCGCGAUCCCAACUUUCCUGCGACCAUCGUAAACAAGAUCGAGGAAUUCUUGAGCGACGUUGAUAUUUUCCAAAAUCCUGACAGGCAUGAACAGAUCAUUGCCGAGAUAAAAAUCGAAACCGCUCUGCUCACAAACAACUCGCCCUACGCCGAAGUACGUGCUGUAGUCGACAACAAGGACGACCCCGACUUGCCCGCGUCGACGAUUCGAUCAUGGCUCAUCGGUAUGAUUUUUGCUUGCAUCAUGGCUUUUAUCAACGGCUUCUUCGAGACACGUUUCCCCGCCAUCUUCCUGAGCAGCACCGUGGCCCAGCUUCUUGCCUAUCCCAUCGGCACCUUCAUGGCCAAGGUGCUCCCAGACCGCGGAGUUACCUUCUUUGGCGUACGACAUAGCUUGAACCCGGGCCCGUUCAAUAAAAAGGAGCACAUGCUCAUCAGCAUCAUGAGCGUCGCCUACGACUCGGCGCCGUACACGAACCAAAUCAUCUGGAUCCAGGCCCUGCCGCAGUACUUUGACCAGCGCUGGGCCUACAGCUUCGGCUACCAGCUCUGCGUGGCCCUGUCGACCGCCUUUAUCGGCUACGGAUUCGCGGGCAUGACACGCCGCUUCAUCGUCUGGCCGUCGCACUGCAUCUGGCCCAACUCGCUGGCCACGAUUGCGCUCAACUCUGCAUUCCACUCCACUGACGGAGGCCAUCCCGUUCUUGGCCCCUCCAACACGACAUGGAGAUGGUCCCGUAUCAAGUUCUUCAUGGUCGCCUUCGCCGCCAUGUUUGUCUACUUUUGGUUUCCAAACACCAUUUUCGGCGCUCUCAGCACCUUCUCCUGGAUCAGCUGGAUUGCGCCUAAUAAUCGCAUCCUGACCGCCCUCACAAGCUCCAGCACCGGCCUCGGUCUCAACCCUUUCCCUACAUUUGAUUGGAAUAUCAUCACCACCCGAGUCGACCCGCUCUACACGCCAGCGUUUACCACGUUCAACUUUUGUGCUGGCACAUUCGUGAGCAUGUUCAUGGUCAUUGGUUUCUGGUUCAGCAACGCGUACGGCAGUGCCCAUCUGCCCAUCAACUCCAACCUGCCCUUUGAUCGCUUUGGCAAGAGGUACAACGUCACACGUGUCUUGACCGAGCAAGGUAUACUCGACAUGGAUAAGUACGAUGCGUAUUCAAAACCCUACAUCUCCGCGGGGAGCAUGACAUUUUACUUUUGGUUCUUCGCCGUGUACAGCGCCUCCAUUACCUACACGGUCCUCCAGCAUCGAACCGAGAUUUGGGAAGGAUUUGCAGCGGCAUUUCGCAGCAAGUUCAGGUCAAACAAGUCUGCGCGCGAAGAAGCUGAGACUCUAGAUGUACACAUGCGCCACAUGAGAAAGUACAAGGAGGUGCCUGAUUGGUGGUUCCUCAUUGUUCUUCUCAUCUCCGCGGCCGUCGGAAUGAUGUCAAUGGCCGUUUGGCCCACUGGCACCAGCCCGGCUGUUGUCGUGUUUGGGCUGAUCAUGUGCGCCAUCUUCGUCAUUCCUAUUGGCAUCAUGUACGCCAUGACCGGCUGCCAGGUGACCCUCAAUGUUCUAGCCGCGUUCAUUGGAGGUACCGUCUCCAACGGCAACGCUGUCAGUAUGGUCUACUUCAAGACCUACGGCUACCUGACAUGCGCUCAGGCCAUCGCUUUCGCUCAGGAUCUCAAACUUGGCCACUACGUCAAGAUCCCUCCGCGAAUUUUGUUCUGGGCUCAAAUGGUUCCGACAUUCAUUUCUACGUUUAUCUUUAUCGGUCUUCUCCAAUACCAACUUCAUAUUGACAAGAUCUGCACUCAACAGGCGCCAUUCAAGUUCAUCUGCCCUGCAACAAACACCUUUUUCACCUCUGCUGUGCUUUGGGGUACAGUUGGUCCUGCAAGGCAAUUUGGUGCUGGGAGUACAUAUUCCACGCUUCUAGUUGGCUUCCCUAUCGGCAUCGUCAUCGUGCUUGUCUUCUGGGGUCUUGGUAAGUGGUUCCCCAAGAGUAGUGUGCUUCGCAGCGUGCACCCGGUGGUCCUGAUCUCUGGCGCUCUUGGCUGGGCCCCUUACAACUUGACCUACAUCUGGCCCGCUGUUCCCGUCGCUGCAUAUUCCUGGUUGUUUGUUCGUCGAAAGUAUCUUGCGUUUUGGUCUAGGUACAACUACGUCCUCUCCGCGGCCUUUGCUGCCGGUAUCGCCAUUUCGGCAGUUGUCCAAUUCUUUGGUCUUGCAUUUACCGGUGUUGAAAUCAACUGGUGGGGAAACAAUGUAGUUGGCCAAGGCUGCGAAGGCGUUGCAUGUCCCCUCAUGCCCCUACCAAAAGGCGAAGGGUUUGCCCCCAAGCCUGACGGUCAGUAUUGA